CUGCGAGAGACUGGGUGGAAACAACCCAAUCUCAACACACCUUGAUGCAUUCUCUCCUCUGCAUGGUCUUGUUUCUUUGCUACGAUGUUGCGCCAGUGUGGGAUUCGAUCCAGUCUGGGUCGAGCGGCUAGAAAUCCGGUCUUUCGACAACAGACCAAGAAGUUUCAUUACGCGAAACGCUCCCCAGCAACCCAGCUGAGGUACCUGACAGCUACUGGUCUUGCCGCCACGUCGGGCCUGUAUUGGUGGUGGUCUUCCUCAGCCAACAGAGAUGGUGUGCCCCUGCCUGAUGAAGCACCUGCUCAGAAUCUAUUCGCCCAGCCUUCUUUCUCCCACGAUGAAGUUACACGCAUUCUAUCCAAAGACUCAUACUCCUUUUCAGUGCGAGAUGUUCCUGGCAUCGACCGUCAUGAUGGCGCCCAGCUCGCAUCUAACAGCCCCUGCGAGGACCGGCUAACCUAUGCCAAGUUUUCUUCCUCGUGGCACAGCGACAAAAAACCCUGGAUGGCGUGGGCAGUUUUCGACGGUCAUGCCGGCUGGCAGACGGCAGAACUCCUCAAGAAUCAGCUCGUUCCCUCUGUGCGUCACAGCCUUAGCCAGGUGACGCCUAUUCCGGACGUAAACCAGUCGGUCGCAGGCGAAUAUACGGUCCCAUGCGCCAUCAGCAAUGCAUUCGUGGAUCUCGAUGAUGCCAUUUUCAAGACCGCCUUGGAGGCGUCGCAGAGUAAUGAGCCUCUACACCAGAGGGUCCGCGACCUUCUCCCGGCCUUUGCUGGCUCCUGUGCAUUACUAUCGAUCUUCGAUCCGGACACCAGUGUAUUACACGUGGUAUGUACUGGUGACUCACGCGCCGUGCUUGGACGACAGCAGCCCGACGGGAGGUGGGAAACAAUUCCUCUGUCCAUUGAUCAGACUGGGAGCAAUGAAGAAGAGAUUGCCCGAAUUUAUAGCGAGCACCCGGGCGAGGAAGACAUUGUUCAAGGUGGACGCGUACUGGGACUAAUGGCCUCCCGGGCGUUUGGGAUUGUCGGUGGAAAUGGCCCGUGGAGUUCCAGCAGGAAAUUCGCCAAUGAUUUUACGGCCCCGCACCGCUGACCCCCCGCUACGACAUUCGCACCCCGCCCUAUGUGACUGCCCAGCCGGUCGUUACCACCGUCAGCAUUGAUCCGAAACAGCCUUCGUUCCUGAUCAUGGCUACGGAUGGUCUGUGGAAUAUGCUCUCCAGUCAGCAGGCGGUCGAACUGCUGUCUGGAGGCGCGGAGACUGGGAAGGGCAGCGCCACAUCCCCCGCAGCCUCCGACGAACCCUUCGAUUUUGGUCAUUUCUGGGAAGGCGUCAACUGGAAGUUUGUGGAGGGCCGAACGACCGUGCAGGAUGACAAUGUGGCGGUGCACCUGGUGCGUAAUUGCCUUGGUGGCAGCGAUCUCGAGUUGUUAAAAGGGAGAUUGUCCUUUGACCCUCCGUUCUCCCGGACUCUGCGUGAUGAUAUUACUGUGCAGGUGGUGUUUUUCGGGGUUAUGAAGAAUAGA
Messenger RNA from Aspergillus brunneoviolaceus CBS 621.78, 1529 nucleotides. RefSeq names its product PP2C family serine/threonine-protein phosphatase. The transcript has 2 exons. NCBI's taxonomy places the organism in Eukaryota, Fungi, Ascomycota, Eurotiomycetes, Eurotiales, Aspergillaceae. Bases 85 to 1095 code for a protein of 336 amino acids. Gene Ontology annotation, molecular function: protein serine/threonine phosphatase activity. The record is from RefSeq and is a predicted model, not a curated record. Gene Ontology annotation, biological process: protein dephosphorylation.